GACGCAGGACAGGAAGCAGGUCGGUGAGCGGGAGUCAAACACACGCUGUUCACGGCGCAAAGGCGUGAUGUUUUCGUGUCACUUCCUGCUGCUCACCUGGGUGCUGCUCACUGCCAGAGUCCAGAGCCACAGCUGGAGACCCUGUACAGACCUGCUGCCUCUCGACCUGUUGUCCAAAGCCCUGCCCCCCCCAGGACAUGCCACGCCCACUCAGGUGCAGAUGGUUCAGUCCAAAGGUUCCAGAGGUCUCCGAUUGGCCAGUGCCGUGGCAGCACCUCUGAAUUUCCCCGCCUCCCAGAUCUUCACCAACUGUUACUACUUUCCCUCUGAGUUCUCAUUGGUUGCCACGGUGAAGAUUCAGACACUGAGACAGAAGACGAAUGAGUACAUCUUCUCUGUGGUGAGGGAGGGAUCUGAUUCGCUGUUGUUGGGGUUACGAGUGUCUGAGAACCGCCUCCACUUCUUGACCACAUCCACUGGCCCUGGUGGGCGGAGUCGAAUGACUUUUAAGGACGUUGGAUUGGACAAUAACCGCUGGCACACAGUGGUGCUGGCUGUCACUGGGCCAUACGCCACGCUGACUGUUGACUGUGGACUUCCUCUGGAGCUUAAACAGGUCCAGUCCUUCCCCAGCCAUCUGAGCACCAGAGGGUCCCGGUUCUUCGUCGGCAGCAGGGGGCGGUGGAGGGGGCGCUUCUCCGGUUUACUGCGGCAGCUGGUGCUGCUUCCCGGUUCGGACGCCACACCCAGACUGUGUCCCUCCCCCGACCCCACUCUGACUGAGCUGUCCAUCCCUCAGGUCCUGAAGACCACCCCCUUCCAGCCGGACCAGCAGGGGCCAGUUUACACCUAUGAGGCCGAGGCCAGAGUGACUCUGGGAGAUCGUCCUCCCUGCUCGAGGCUGGAGCAGGGCCAGCUGUGGUUCAACGCUCAGGGGAAGGGUCUGUUCAUCUGUGACGGGCUGACCUGGAGGACGCUGCUGCAGAGUAAGCAGCGUCUGGAUUACGUGGAGGACUACCAGGACCUGUACACCCGCUCAGAGACUCUGGACGUCGAGGUCUUCUCCAUCCCGUCUGAGGGCCUGUUCAUGGCUGCAGCCAACAAGGACUCUCGGACCGGCUCAGGUAUCUACAGGUGGACCAACGCCUCCUUCCAGCUCUACCAGAACAUCAGCACUCAGGAGGCUCGAUCCUGGAAACACUUCACCAUCGACGACAAGAUUUUUCUCGUGGUGGCGGCAAACUUCAGAGAGGCGGGGUCUGAGCGGUCUGUCAUCUAUCAGUGGCAUCGGCGGCGGCGGCGUUUCGUCCGUUAUCAGACUCUGGAGACUCACACUGCCCAGGACUGGGAGGCCUUUCGCAUUCACAACCACAGCUUCCUGGUCGUGGCCAAUCACAGACGAGAAAGAGACUCCAACCACAACAUCCACAGUGUGAUCUACAGGUGGAACCCCGACACAAAGCUAUUUGAGGUGAACCAGACUCUGCUGACGUCCGGAGCCUACGACUGGGAGUUCUUUACUGUGGGGCCGUACCACUUUUUGGUGGUGGCCAACACCUUUGACGGUCGGACCACCAUCAUCAGCUCCACUAUCUACGUCUGGCUGGACGGCUCUUUCCAGACCUUCCAGAGCGUCCCGACAGUUGGAGCGACAGACUGGGAGCCGUUUCAGAUCGACGGCAGGUUUUUCCUCGCCGUCGCCAACAGUCAGAAGAUCCCUGAUCGUGGCACGAGUGUCUACAGCAUCAACUCCACCGUGUACGAACUGAACACGCUCACACAGACCUUCAUCCGCUUCCAGGACAUCCUCACACACAGUGCGCUGGACUGGGAGUUUUUCACCAUCGGUGAUGAAAAGUUCCUGGUGGUGGCGAACUCUCACGACGGCAGCUCGUACUCUUUGAACAGCGUUGUCUACAGGUGGCAGGGUUACGAGGGCUUCGUUCCUGUCCACAGCCUGCCCACGUUCGGCUGCAGAGACUGGGAGGACUUCAGCACGGACGAAGGCUCCUUCCUCAUCUACUCCAGCGCCAAGUCCAGGCUCAGCAAGGUGUUCAAACUGAGGAACUACUGAGUGAAACCAUCCUGGAGAGACACACGACCGCCCCCAGACUCCUCUGAGGUCAUGUGAUCAUUCAGUGGACUGAACUUCCUGUGAGCUAAAUCCUGAGUUCAUCCCGAGGAGAACAUUAUUUAAAUCCAGCGAUGAAAACCCCCAAAGAUUAAAGAUUCAUUUAUGCUGUUUGGAUAUCAAGUCACAUUAAGCUCUGCUGACGAGGACAGUGCCUCUCUCAUCCUGCAUGAUCCAUAAACCUCAGAAAUGAAUCAUCAGAUGACUCAAUAAUGAAAGUUGUCCCAUUUUAAGUCAGCUGAUUACACUCAGAGGACCUCCUGUUUCACUGAAUCACGGACGUGAACAUAUCACUGAGACAAUGAAACUUAAAAACAGAGGUCUCAACCUUCUUCAGAUUUUCCACCAAGUGCUCAAUAAGCACUCUAAACAAAAGAGCAUCAUUCACCCGGAUACACAAAUAUUUCCUUAAAUCUCCUCCAAAAGGAAAACACCAACGCUGAGAGAUCUGGAAGCGCUUACUGAAAAACCUUCAGUGACUCCUGCAGCUGAAGCACAAAGGCGCCCUUUAACUGGAAACAUGUUCUCACAAUCUUAUUUGUACAAAGAUAGAAAAAUGAAAUGAUGCCUGAGAUGGAACCCUGCGGGACUCCCUCAGAGACUCUGAGGAAACCCGUCUCAUGUCACUGGGUUCAGUCGAUCAUCAGACAGAGCGCCACGCCGCUGCUUCCUGUCUGGCCCGUCUGUGUCUCUGGUCUCUCGGUGGACAGACAUCAGAGACAGUUAUCUCAGGAGGUGGAGGUCCAGAUGUUCGUCCCAUCGGCUCCUCACAUGUUCAGCACUAAUUGUUUUUCUCUGCUUUGUUCAGCAGUUUGUUUUUUACACUUUUGGUUCAUUGGUUCGGAGUUUUUAUGUUUCAUUAAAUAUGUUUUCUGACACUUUGGGGAUUUUUUUACUCUAUUUAUUACAUUUGUUCAUAUUUGUGGAUAUUUUUUUUCUGACAGUUUUUUCACUGAAAAUAUUUUGCAUGUUUGUUUUUUCUGUGUUUUCUUGAGAUUUUAUUUCCAGUUAUUUAUGUUUCAGCUAAUUUGCUGAUUGAUAUAUAAAUUAAACAUUGAAUAAAUUCUUUUUAAAACGUGCAUAUUUUCAUUUAUAUAAACGUGAGAAGCUCAACGCAGAGACAGAUAUUUCCUCUUUAUAUGCUGAUCUGAAAUGCCGGCUAAAAGGGUCAUUCUGCUUCAUUUCAGCCAGCUGCAUUUUCCCUUACCUGGACCUGCUUCGUUUUUCUUCCAUAUUUCCAGUCAUGUGUUUCCUGUUCCUGUGGUAGAUGUUCUGAUUAAACAUGACCCAAGUUUGUAAUAAUGACCUCGUUGUAUGUACAAUAAUCCCUGUGAGCCCAGAGCUCGGGCUGCUGGAAACACUGGAUGGAUCUGGAUGAUAUAAUAGACAGGAGGAAGACCCGCCCACCUGCUGUUCAAACCUUCUGUUUGUGUGACACAGCCAAUCAGAGCAAAGUUGGAAACUAUAGGAGAAGCUAAAUCAGCCUGUUUAAGACAGACGAUGAAGUGAGGGGUUGACCCUGCACUGAGGCCAGAAUCAGAAAAAGAAGGAUUAUUGUGAGAAUCAAAAACAAGGACCAAUCGUCACUUCUACUGCAAUAGAGUACAAGUGAAGUACUUUA
Oreochromis aureus is the source of this 3752-nucleotide messenger RNA. RefSeq names its product thrombospondin-type laminin G domain and EAR repeat-containing protein. Gene Ontology annotation, biological process: signal transduction. Lineage: Eukaryota; Metazoa; Chordata; Actinopteri; Cichliformes; Cichlidae. Bases 68 to 2074 code for a protein of 668 amino acids. The record is from RefSeq and is a predicted model, not a curated record. The transcript has 15 exons.